AUGAAUAAUAAUACAGUCUAUACGACUGUGCUUUUGGACAUUGUCUCUAACUACCAGUAUAUUAUAGUAGUAAUAGUAUGCUCUGUAUCAUGGAUAAUCCUUUCUUUAUUGGGAAUAGCUUCAAACAUGAUCAACAUCAUAACUUUCGUGGCUAUGGGACUCAACGAUGGUGUUACUGUAUCUUUUCUGGCUUUAUCCUUCUUCGAUCUGAUGUAUGUCAUUGCUUCGUUCUGUCUUGGCUUAGCUUCAGCUCUUGGGACUGUGGAAGUGUUAACGCUAACACGGUAUGCUGUCGAUCCGUACGGUUUAAGCGUUCUUGUGGCUAACAUCAUGAUCUUGCUGAUUGUAACCAAUGUACUUGCCACGACGUUUAUUGCCGUUGCCCGCUGUAUGUGUGUGGUCAAACCUCUACAGUUCAAGAAUACGUUUACUGUAUUGAGAACUGUAUACUUCAUGGCUGGAUUUGCAAUUUUUGCUGUGGCUAUCUACACUCCAAUUCUUGCCAACAUGGGAAUGGUCACUGGUUUUGAUAACACGACAAAGAGAUAUCGAACAUCGCUGUGGCUGCCACGGCAUAGAGAAGCGAUCAAAAAUGUUAUCUUUGUGAUCAUUGAUUUACUCUUACCUGUUUCAACACAGGUAAUUGUAGUUUUCUGCAUAGUACUUAUGGCCAACAGUCUUCAAGCCUCGUCUAGAUUCAGACAAACUUCAAAAAUACAGACUUGUAACAAAGAAACAUCAAUCAGUUUCAAAGAGAAUGCUUCAGACUCAGACAGACUUUCUGGAAAAGAACGUCGUGUGAUUAACCAGGUUAUAGUAAUUUCUGUGGUAUAUAUUAUUUGUAAUACGCCGAAAAUCCUAAUCAGUGUUGCUAACGUCACCGAAGCAGAAUUUAGAAUUGGUAGAAGAUACCAUAAUUUCUAUUUGGUGAUCAACUUUUUUAGAAAACAUUUAGAGAUUUUUAACGCAACAAUCAAUACUUUUAUUUAUUUUAAAUAUAAUAAUAAAUUUAGGAAUACGGUGGUGUCGAAAUGGAAUUUAUAA
Molecule: messenger RNA, 1044 nt
Organism: Candidula unifasciata
Lineage: Eukaryota; Metazoa; Mollusca; Gastropoda; Stylommatophora; Geomitridae
Source: the annotation of a GenBank genome assembly